This is a messenger RNA of Staurois parvus, 1081 nucleotides long. The record is from the annotation of a GenBank genome assembly. NCBI's taxonomy places the organism in Eukaryota, Metazoa, Chordata, Amphibia, Anura, Ranidae.
UCAUGCUUUGUCUUAUCUUUUCAGCUUCUCUGAAUGCUCUGGAAACUGGUGCCACCAGCCAAGACGUCUUAUGAUGGUGUUCAAGGUGGCAAAAUGACUCUGGAGUGCAAGUACACUGUAGGGCCAGAGGACACUGGAACACUGGACAUAGAAUGGUUUCUAGUGGCAGCGGAUUCCCAACAAGCUGACCAUAUGAUUAUUAAUUACAACACGGGUGUAGUGUACCAGCACACUGGACCACUGAAAGAUCGAGUGCACUUUUCAUCUAGUGACCCUGGAAGUGGUGAUGGCUCUAUAGAGAUUACUAACCUGCAGGAAUCAGACACUGGGACAUAUCAAUGCAAAGUAAAGAAGCUUCCCGGCUCCCAGAACAGGAAGAUGCGUCUGACUGUGUAUAUUAAGCCAGGAAAGACCAGGUGUUUUGUUGAUGGAAAACAGGAGAUUGGAAGUGAUUUUGCCCUUAAAUGUGACGCCAAAGAAGGGUCUGCUCCACUUACCUACGCCUGGGAGAAGACCAGUGGGCUGGAGAAGCUUCCACCCUCAACACCAGAUGUAUCAGGAGGUGUUCUCAGUGUGAAAAAUGCUUCUCAGGAGUAUAGUGGAACAUACAGAUGUACAUCCCGAAAUAGAGUUGGAACUGAUGAGUGCUUGCUUAUCCUCAAUGUUGUUCCCCCUGCAAACACAGCUGGGAUUAUCGCUGGAGCCAUUAUUGGGACAUUACUCUUCCUUAUUAUUGUGGGCAUUUUGGUCUUCUGUUGCUGCAGAAAACAAAAAGAAAAAAAAAUAUGAGAAGGAAAUACAACAUGAAAUAAGAGAGGACGUUGCUCCACCAAAAAGCCGGACUUCCACUGCUCGGAGCUAUAUAGGAAGCAAUCACUCCUCACUGGGAUCCUUGUCCCCAUCAAACAUGGAUGGUUAUUCAAAGGCCCGUUACAACCAGGUACCAAGUGAAGAGCAUGAGCAUCCAGCAAGCCAAAAUCCAAGCUUCAACGCUCCCAAGGUAGCAGGUCCAAAUCUUAGCAGAAUGGGGGCCAUUCCUGUCAUGAUUCCAGCACAGAGCAAAGAUGGCUCAAUAGUGUGA